CAUGGCUACCAGACGCGGACAGUUCAGAAACGUAACGUUAGCACAGUUUUUCUUUGAUAUGGCUACAAAAAGGGAAAGCAGACGCUAUUUAUUCAGCUAAUCAUUGGAGUUUGCAUAUUGGCUGUUGUCUAUUUUGUAUCCUGAGGUUGACUCCGCGGCCUGUAUGCAAAAACGCUGUUAAACAAACGUGGCUCUUGACGCUACCUGGCCUCAACUUCCUAGCAAAUAUAAAUUAUCAGUAUCUGACUCACAGGGGUCAAGACCAGUGAAACAAAUGGCGGCACCGAAAGCAGUUACUUCCAGAGUGCGGGCAGUGAGGACGUCCAAAAGGGCUGACAAAUCAUCUCCAGCGUCCACUGUGAACUUUAUGGAAAGACUGCCAUCUGAGAUCCUGAUUAAGAUUCUGUCAUACCUGGAUGCCUCUGCUCUUUUCAGCCUCAGCCACGUCAACAAGCUCUUCUAUCAGCUUGCCAAUGAUAAUGCUCUGUGGAACAAGAUAUACAUGGCAAAAUUUGGCAAGAAUAAAAAGCGGAAACCUAAGUGCCAGGACGAGCUGCUGCUAAAGAUGGCCACAGUGGAAGUGAAGGACCAGGCUGCGGGCUACUGGAAGUGGCUGCACUUCAAGACUGUAGCCGCAUGUGACAUGAACAAGUGGAAAAGACAUCUAGGACUCAUCAGCUGUCACACCGGGCUUCCCAGCCAAACGGAGCGGGUCCUCAGAAACUUGCACAUCACCUGGGAGCUGACAGUCUCUGAUAAGUCGAGGCGUGAGAGCACAUAUGAGCCAAGCUGGUCCCAGUUCUGUGAGACUUCUGUGACUCUGUGCUGGAGUGGAGGAGGCUGCAUGCCCAACUACCAGCAGAUUUCCACCCUUCAACUCCACGGUGUCAGGAGGAUAGCCCUCAACUGCCCCAGCCUGAAGAAACCUGGCUGGAGGUCCCUCAUGGCGACGGUAGAGGUGCAGGCUCUAACUGAAAGCGCGCAGGUCGUUGGCCAGGACACACUGGUUGUACUGAAGCGGCUGCAGCCUGGUGUCAUCAUCGGCAUCUGGAGGGACCAGUGUUCUGUUGCCUUUGUCAUGUUCACCCUCCACUUCCACAGGCUGCUGGAAAGAAGCAUUCAGGGAUCUUCUCUUUGCCCCGACGUGGAGCCAUUGAUCAAACCCCCCUCUGAUGACAUAGACCCUGAAUAUGGUCUCCAUGGUUACCAACUACACAUUGUUCUUCACAGCACUGUAUGCGAAAUCAUGUCCGGAAGCUUCUCACAGCUCUUCUGCCGGAGAACUCAGAUCUGUGAUGGCCUGAUCCAGCUGACUGCCAUUAACAGGACAAUCUUGUCUCAGCACACACCCUUGUCAGGUAGAAUCACCCUUCCCUGGAGGUGUGAGGCCCUGCAGGGCACAGUAGAGAAUUGCUGCAUCAUGAGUCUGACCUUACUGGACGAGUUCAAGAAACCUUUCUGGUGUGUCAGCUCUCCUGUUUCCAUGGAGCUGGAGAAGACGUCCAUCUCCUAUGACUAUGACGGUGAGCACUUCCUGAUCCACUACCAGGACUCAGAUGGGCAGAUGAAGAUGAAACUUGUAUGGAUGAAGGACCAGAAGCAGUUUGUCCUCAUCGGUUUAGUUGUUUAUGUGACUGUGGCUAAAGUCAACAAGCAUUUUAGUCGAGAUUACUGAACCUGCAGUAUUAUAAGGUUUCUUAUCAUUACACUUGGAUACUAUGACUUUGCUUGAAAUUUUUUUUAUUAAACAUAUAUCUGUAUAUGA
Messenger RNA from Centropristis striata (black sea bass), 1765 nucleotides. RefSeq names its product F-box protein 15 (gene fbxo15). NCBI's taxonomy places the organism in Eukaryota, Metazoa, Chordata, Actinopteri, Perciformes, Serranidae. The coding region runs from base 275 to 1675 and encodes 466 amino acids. The transcript has 9 exons. The record is from RefSeq and is a predicted model, not a curated record. Gene Ontology annotation, molecular function: protein binding.